GUGGAAGAUUCCUCCGCCACUUGCGAGGCAGCCUCGCUCCAGCGGCGGAAGGCCACCCGCUCGUCUCCACCGGCCGCCUUUUGUUCGCUGUGUCCCGGGAGAAAAGCACCGCCGCCGCGUCCACGUACAGCGCACACUGGCUGGAAAAUGAUCAUCUGUGCGAAUAAGAUGGAGUACCCGCUCAGAAGCCAAUGCCAGGCCAUGGUGAACAGCGAGAAGGAGCGAGUGUCGCUGCUCUUGGUGAAGGCGCUGAUGGGCCGAGGCAGCGUGGACGCCGUCUCCCAGCAGAUGGCCUCUCACCCGCAGUACUUGGAGAGUUUCCUGCGCGCGCAGCACUACAUCCUGCACAUGGACGGCCCCCUGCCGCUGCCCUGCCGCCAUUACAUCGCCAUCAUGGCGGCCGCGCGACAUCACUGCAACUAUCUGGUGUACCUGCACUCGGCCCAGUUUCUGAGGCUGGGCGGGGACCCCGUUUGGCUGCAGGGCUUGGAGGCGGCCCCCCCACGCCUGCGCCUGCUGGACCACAUCAACAAAGUCCUGGCCCACCAGCCCUGGCUCACCGCCUGCUCCCACAUCAAGACGCUGCUGAAGUCGGGCGAGCCGUGCUGGUCGCUGGCGGAGCUGGUGCAGGCGGUAGUCAUCCUGGCACACUGCCACUCGCUAUGCAGCUUCGUCUUCGGCUGCAACGCCGACUCCGACUUGGCGCCACUCGGCAAAUCUCCCAACGGUACACCGCCCACCUUCUGCCCCUUUGACGCUGCUAACGGCAACCCCGGCGUGCCUCAGUCGGAGCGCAGAACACGACCACGGGUAAAGAAAUGUUCUUUGGUGAGGACAGUUGAUAAAUGUUGAACUAUGCAGCCUGGG
Molecule: messenger RNA, 867 nt
Organism: Nerophis ophidion (straightnose pipefish)
Lineage: Eukaryota; Metazoa; Chordata; Actinopteri; Syngnathiformes; Syngnathidae
Product: sestrin-1-like
Exons: 4
Coding region: 148-852 (234 amino acids)
Biological process (GO): regulation of response to reactive oxygen species; cellular response to L-leucine; positive regulation of macroautophagy
Cellular component (GO): nucleus
Molecular function (GO): L-leucine binding; oxidoreductase activity, acting on peroxide as acceptor
Source: RefSeq, a predicted model, not a curated record